UGGCACUCCAGGUUAGGAGGCUGGAGUUGGAAGGGCCGGGAGUAGCUGCACGUCCCCACGCUUUCCUCAUGGUUACGGUGACUAGAGCCGUGUUUGGAGACCUGCCCUCAGGGGCAGGGACAGUGGAGAAGUUCCAGCUGCAGUCAGACCUGCUGAAAGUGGACAUCAUCUCCUGGGGCUGCACCAUUACGGCCCUGGAGGUCAAAGACAGGCAGGGCAGGGCGUCCGAUGUGGUGCUCGGCUUUGCAGAGUUGGAAGGGUACCUCCAAAAGCAGCCUUACUUUGGGGCCGUGGUUGGCAGGGUUGCAAACCGAAUUGCCAAAGGAACCUUCACGGUGGACGGGAAGGAGUACAAGCUGGCCAUUAACAAUGGGCCCAACAGUCUGCAUGGAGGAGUCAGGGGGUUUGAUAAGGUCGUCUGGACCCCUCAGGUGCUGUCAAAUGGUGUCCAAUUCUCGAGGGUCAGUCCAGAUGGUGAGGAAGGUUACCCUGGAGAGUUGAAAGUCUGGGUGACAUACACGCUGGAUGGUGGGGAGCUUACGGUCAACUACCGAGCACAGGCCAGUCGGACCACUCCGGUCAAUCUGACCAAUCAUUCUUAUUUCAACCUGGCAGGCCAGGGUUCCCCAAACAUCUAUGACCAUGAAGUCACUAUAGAAGCUGAUGCCUUUUUGCCUGUGGAUGAAACCUUGAUUCCUACAGGAGAAGUUGCUCCGGUACAAGGAACUGCCUUUGACCUCAGGAGGCCGGUGGAGCUUGGAAAACACCUGCAGGAGUUCCGCAUCACCGGCUUUGACCACAAUUUUUGUCUGAAGGGAUCUAAAGACAAGCACUUCUGCGCCCGGGUCUGUCAUGCCGGAAGCGGGCGGGUUCUGGAAGUGUACACCACCCAGCCCGGGGUCCAGUUUUACACAGGCAACUUCCUGGAUGGCACGCUGAGGGGCAAGAGCGGAGCAGUCUAUGCCAAGCACUCUGGCUUCUGCCUCGAGACCCAGAGCUGGCCUGAUGCAGUCAAUCAGCCCCACUUCCCUUCUGUGCUGGUGAGGCCUGGUGAGGAGUAUGACCACACCACUUGGUUCAAGUUUUCGGUAGCUUAAGGAAGUGUAAAGGAUGACCUCCAGGGUCAGGCUGGGAGCCCCUUCGACCGCCUGUCUCCUGUCCAGAGAGGAGAUGAAGAUUUAGAGGCUUUACAAGUGAUCCUGUGACUCAAAAAUCAUAUAAAGGGUAGCUUCACAAUAAUUAGUCUGAAUUUUGCGUUCCUUUCCCGGUGACUGGCUACGGGUCAGUCUAAUAACCAGCUCUAUCCUCCGUGUGGUUAAGAGGAUCCAACCACCAAUGCUGUCGCCUAAGCCCUGACCCUAACCCGGAAGGGGUACCCAGCUCCUUGCUUUGUUGGCUCUGUCUCUCUACCCUGCUUUCUUCUCUUUACCCUUUUCUUUGAUCCUACUCUCAUUCCAUUUCUUUGUCUUCCUCUGCACCUCAAGCCACCUCAUCCUGUGCAGCACAGUCACAUUGAUAAGGCAGCAGAUGACUGAGUGAAGGAGCCGGGGCUUAGGGAGGGUAAAUGACCCUCAUAAAGACACACAGCCAGGAGAAGUUUUAGCGAGGAUUUGACAUCAGGUCAUGCACAUUCAAGUCCCCUUCUAUGCUUCUAUUUCAGUCUGCCAAAGCAUUCCUAGGAUCACUGGUGGGCACAGGGGAUUCUGACCUUUCUUUGUUAGGGGGCCAGCCUUUCUUUCCAGAGUCACACUUAUAAGAAGCAUUAGUCUGAGUUUGAGUUUAACUGUCUCUAAGGAUAUGACUUAAAGAGCCAGGUCAAAAUAUCCAGAAGAAUCUGUAAUUUUGAUCCCUGCCUUUGGGGCAGAGAAAGCCCCAGCCCAGCCAAGGCACGGGAAGAAAGCAAGCCACUGGAGACAGAGCUGUGUUAGUGUGGACAGAGGGCCUUACCUGAGGACUGACUGUACAUUGCACCUGGCACAAGACAUUGUGUUACAUAGUUGACGCUGGAGCUCCCCACCUUUCCUAACAAUUGAAUCAUCAGUGAUGCAUUUGGGUUGGUGGUUGGUUUAGGUUUUGAAAGAUAUGUAUCUUCUACUAUUAUAUACUAACAAUCAGUUGGAAUAAAACCAGAACUUGCACCUUCA
Molecule: messenger RNA, 2144 nt
Organism: Hyaena hyaena (striped hyena)
Lineage: Eukaryota; Metazoa; Chordata; Mammalia; Carnivora; Hyaenidae
Gene: GALM
Product: galactose mutarotase
Exons: 7
Coding region: 69-1097 (342 amino acids)
Biological process (GO): beta-D-galactose catabolic process via UDP-galactose, Leloir pathway; glucose metabolic process
Molecular function (GO): carbohydrate binding; aldose 1-epimerase activity
Source: RefSeq, a predicted model, not a curated record